AAGCUAUAGGUGACAGCAUUUUUGAUAAAUAUUUGAAAAGAAAAAAGCUUGACCCGCUAGAGGCUUAUGUACCUGCAGUUAUAUUGACCGAGUUCCAGAUUAAAGAAUUAGGAGAAUCUCUAGAAGUUGAUCAGCCCAAAUAUGCUGACUGCCGUAAUCUUUUGCGUUAUGGCCCUGCAGCAUCUUUUCGUGUUAAUAUCAGAGCAGUAGCACAAUAUGCAUCUGACAGUGGCAAUGGCAAAACUGCUUUCAGUAAAGUUGAUCAAUGUCUCAGAGCCUUGGAAGAACUUGAUUCUUUACUUCUCCGUGCGUCAAGAAAUGAUCAAGGAGCCUCAAUUGAAUCAAUGAAAGCAAACAUCGGUAUUGCUCUUGAUGCGGUGGACAGCCUCCUAAAUACUGUGCCUUCUGAUGUGCUCGACAAGGGGAAGGCAAUAGCUGAUGAGUACAGGACCCCAGAAGCUGUAGCACCCGAGAACUUGGACCCAGAGCUGAAGCAGUUGGAAUCAUUAUUAUGA
Molecule: messenger RNA, 515 nt
Organism: Ilex paraguariensis (yerba mate)
Lineage: Eukaryota; Viridiplantae; Streptophyta; Magnoliopsida; Aquifoliales; Aquifoliaceae
Source: the annotation of a GenBank genome assembly